Messenger RNA from Zea mays, 597 nucleotides. RefSeq names its product VQ motif family protein. The record is from RefSeq and is marked validated. The transcript has a single exon. NCBI's taxonomy places the organism in Eukaryota, Viridiplantae, Streptophyta, Magnoliopsida, Poales, Poaceae. Bases 43 to 399 code for a protein of 118 amino acids.
UCGGCAAGCGAAAGGAGCGCAGAGUUUCCACAUUGUAGUACCAUGGACCGCGGCAUCAAGAGGAGCGUCGCGGCAGCGGGCGGCGGCCCGCCACCGCCCAAGGUGUACCGCGUGGAGCCCAGGGACUUCCGGGAGCUCGUGCAGAGGCUCACGGGCGCCGGUACGCCCGCCGCCGCCGCCGCUCCGGGGCCGGCGCACCGGAGGGCGACGCUGAAGCCGGCCAUGGCCGCGGAGAGCAGGCGCGCACAGGCCGCUGCGGCCGUGCCCGUGGCGGCCGGGGCAGAGCAGUUCGACUACGCGGCGUCAUGGUUCUCCGCGCCGCUGCUGAGCCCCGGGUACGGCGCGCCGGGCUUCGGAGGCGGCCACCAGCACCAGGGGAACACUGGCUCUCUGUUUUAGGGCCCUAGGUAGAAACAGAGUCCCUGUAUAGCUCCGUCGUCACUUGUUCGUGCUUCUCUGGCUCUUUUUGUCUUGCGUUUCGGGCAUGACUAUACAUACACAACCUUCUUGCGCCGCGUAUAAAAUUCGACCAAGAAGUUAUACGGGUAGUGUUCAUUUCUGUAUUUUCUGAUAGAACGAUAAAUAAAUCUGUUUUUU